Gekko japonicus is the source of this 496-nucleotide messenger RNA. RefSeq names its product vesicle-associated membrane protein 1-like. Lineage: Eukaryota; Metazoa; Chordata; Lepidosauria; Squamata; Gekkonidae. The coding region runs from base 88 to 450 and encodes 120 amino acids. Gene Ontology annotation, biological process: SNARE complex assembly; vesicle-mediated transport; vesicle fusion. The transcript has 5 exons. Gene Ontology annotation, molecular function: SNAP receptor activity; syntaxin binding. The record is from RefSeq and is a predicted model, not a curated record. Gene Ontology annotation, cellular component: SNARE complex; plasma membrane.
GUUCGUCUAAGGCAAGUUCCAGGAGCCCGCGAGGAAAGGCUUUGGGGGGAAGCCGAGCCAUCUCCAGGGACUGAGGCGGGGGCAGCCAUGUCUGAGCCAGCACAGCCACCUGAUCUUGGGGCAGGACCAGAUGGGGGAGAGUCUUCUGGAGGUCCCCCCCAACAGCCAGAAAACCUGACCAGCAACCGCCGCGUGCAGCAGACUCAAGCUGAAGUGAACCAAGUGGUGGGCAUCUUGUGUGACAACAUGGAGAAAGUCAUAAAGCGAGAUGAACAGCUCAGUGUCCUGGAUGACAAAGCAGAUGCUCUCCACGAGAGCUCCAAAGUGUUUGAAAACAGCACGACCGCCCUGGCGAGGAAAUACUGGUGCCAAAACAUGAAGAUGAUGAUUAUUUUGGCAUUGAUCUGUAGUAUCGUGGCCAUUGCAAUUGGAGUCUACUUUUUCACCUGAGACUCGGGCCCCUCCCCUCCCCUCUGCAGCUUCCCUCCCUCCUUUC